CCCAAAUCCCAACUACAAACCCUCCCAACCCCCCCUCAAUCCCUCUAUUGCCUCAGGGACCAUUCUCUUCAUUCACAAAACAUUUUGCUACUACAGAAGCUUCAAUUUCACUAACAAUGACUCGAUCACAACAACGAUUCCGGGGCGUUAGGCAGAGGCAUUGGGGCUCGUGGGUGUCCGAAAUUCGUCACCCUUUAUUGAAGACUAGAAUUUGGCUAGGCACGUUCGAGACCGCAGAAGAUGCAGCUAGAGCAUACGAUGAAGCAGCCAGGCUAAUGUGCGGUCCAAGGGCUAGAACCAACUUCCCUUACAAUCCCAAUGUGUCACAUUCAUGUUCCUCCAAGCUUCUUUCAGCCACAUUGAAAGCAAAAUUGCACAAAUGCUACAUCGCUUCACUUCAAAUCACCAAACAAUCAAUGCAACACGCACAAAGAGUUCCUCUGGCAAUAGGCAAUGUUAAUGAAACCAGAUUUUGGUCACCGGAAAAUAAGUCGAUGGUGUCAACGACUCCGAACGAAGAAACGAAUUGGGUUGUCAAGAAGGAAGUACAAGUGGUGGAGAGCUCCUGCACACAACAGUGGAUCAAGCCACUUGAAGAAGACCAUAUAGAGCAAAUGAUUGAAGAACUUCUUGAUAAUGGAUCUGUUGAGCUCUGCUCUGUUGUGCCAUCCCAGGAUAUGCAAACUAGUUCAAGCCUAGUUGUAUAAAGUGGUGGCAAGUACAAAACGGGACUAUAAUUUCUUAUUUUAGUCUAGACUUUAGAGAGGUUAUAAAGGGAAAAGAAUUAAUGUGGUUCUCUUUCACUUUCAUAAAUUUCCCCUACUGUCUCUCAGUUUGCUAAUUUAACCCUAUUUAAUUCUGCUAUAUAUCCAAUUCUCUAUAUUUGUAUUAGGAUUUAGGUCUUCUCAAGUAGUCUGGCUCAUUGACAAGUGAUAGUGAAGCUUGAACUAAAGA
Olea europaea var. sylvestris is the source of this 954-nucleotide messenger RNA. RefSeq names its product ethylene-responsive transcription factor ERF003-like. The record is from RefSeq and is a predicted model, not a curated record. Gene Ontology annotation, molecular function: DNA-binding transcription factor activity; DNA binding. NCBI's taxonomy places the organism in Eukaryota, Viridiplantae, Streptophyta, Magnoliopsida, Lamiales, Oleaceae. The coding region runs from base 117 to 707 and encodes 196 amino acids. The transcript has 2 exons. Gene Ontology annotation, biological process: regulation of DNA-templated transcription.